AUGAACCUACGCUCUCCUGCUGAUCGGGAGGCGAGACCUACUACAGAGAUAACAGUUAAUCGAUCUCAGCCACUAAUAUUACGCGCCCAAACCGAAGCACUCCAAGGUACUCCCGAGCAGUCUACUUCGAGUCAUGGCAUUCGGUGGCUUGAAGGAACAGUGGACAAUGAGUUUUUGGGGCGGAAAAAGUCUAACUGUUGUUGCAUAUAUAAAAAACCUCAUCGCUGGGAUGAGUCCUCUAGUUCUUCUUCUUCAUCCAGUUCCGAUGACGACAACGAUCGUGGCGAAGACAAAAACGUGAGACACAUUCGUUCCACAGAACAUUGCCGUGGACAUACUAGGCACUGUUACCAGAAUAAAAGACGCGAAGGUGGGAAAGACGGCCAGACAGCUGUCAACACUGAUCCUUCAAUUCCCGGAUCUGCCGCUGCUGUAGCUACUGACAGCCACAAAGUGUCGGAACCGCCGGUCAAACAUACCUCGGUGGAUAAUCUCAAAUGA
Messenger RNA from Dicrocoelium dendriticum, 501 nucleotides. The record is from the annotation of a GenBank genome assembly. NCBI's taxonomy places the organism in Eukaryota, Metazoa, Platyhelminthes, Trematoda, Plagiorchiida, Dicrocoeliidae.